CCCUCUUCAUAUCGAGGCUCUUUCUUGUCAUGACAGUCAUACAGUUCGCGCCUCUUACGUCCCAGAUCAACCCAACCUUCUGGCACAAGCUCACCCAGCUCAAGAUCGAUGUCCUGCGCCUCUCAGACGCGCAGGUGCCCAUCACCGCCACCUACACCGAGGGGCGGCUGAUUAAGGACCGCGAGGGCGGGAGGGAUAUCGCAUUGGCUGGGAGCGUGGUCCUCGAUGAAUCCUCCUUUGACGACGCGCCGCAAGGGGUGGGGAAGGGGAAGGGGAGGAUGAAAGGCGUGCUCAAGAACUUCAACACGAUCGAGGAGUUCAAGAGCUGCGACAAGGCGGCGAUGCUAAAUGAAGUAGCGGACAAGACCUGGUCGUCUAUAACCUCGGAUUCUGAGCCAGAGCUCGCGCCCUUUCUUCUUCUGACCUACGCCGACCUCAAGAAGUACAAGUACUUCUACUGGUUCGCCUUCCCCGCAUUCCUGACGAAGCCCGCAUGGGAGGUAUCUGGCACCAUCCAACCGCUAUCGCAGUCUCCCGAGCUCUCGAGCACCUUAUCCUCUGUCAACCCCGACGACAUCCCCCAGUUCUUCCAUGUCAAUGGAUCCAAGCUCGAACCGAUAUCCACUUUCAAGCCCACACAAGAAACCCCUACCUUCGGGUUCAUCGACCCCUCCCCUACCCCCGAGAACCCCGGCUGGCCCGUCCGCAACCUCCUCACCCACCUCCUCGCGAAGCACCACAUCACACGCGCGCAAAUAGUUUCCUGGCGUGGCACGCCCGAAUCAAGCUCCCUCUUCACUGCUACUGUGCCUGAGCAGACCUCACUCGCGCCCUCCCCGCGCCCCGCCGCCGCGGGCUGGGAGCGCAACCCGCAGGGCAAGCUCGGGCCCCGGAUGGCCGACCUGGGCAGCAUGAUGGACCCCGUGCGCCUCUCGCUGCAGGCGACCGCGCUCAACCUGAAGCUCAUGCGCUGGCGCGUGCUCCCCGGGCUCGACCUCGAGAAGAUCGCCGCGCAGAAGUGCCUGCUGCUGGGCGCGGGGACGCUGGGGUGCUAUGUGGCGAGGGCGCUGGUGGCGUAUAACACGGAGAAGAUCACGCUGGUGGAUAGCUCGCGGGUGUCGUUUUCGAAUCCGGCCAGGCAGCCGUUGUUCACGUUCGAGGAUUGUGUGGGGGAUAAUGGGCAGGGGAAGUGGAAGGCGGCGUGUGCGGCGGAGCGGUUGAAGGAGGUAUGGAAGGGGGUGGAUGCGCAGGGCGUGAAUAUGUCGAUCCCGAUGCCAGGGCAUCCGGUACCCAAGGCGGAGGAGGAGAAGGCGAAGAAGGCCCUUGCCGACUUGACAGAGCUGGUCAAGGCGCACGACGUGAUAUUCCUCCUCAUGGACUCGCGAGAGAGCCGCUGGCUACCUACUGUGCUCGGUGGCCUCUACAACAAGAUUGUCCUCAAUGCCGCCCUCGGCUUCGACACCUUCCUCGUCAUGCGCCACGGUCCCCGCGCUACCGCGCACGCUGAGCACGUCGCGAAGACAGGAAAGGAGACGAAGCGUCUCGGUUGCUACUACUGCAACGACAUCGUUGCCCCGGGCGAUUCUCUCACCGACCGGACCCUCGACCAGAUGUGCACCGUAACGCGCCCGGGACUGGCGCCCAUCGCCUCUGCCAGUGCUGUCGAGAUGCUCAUGUCGCUGCUGAUGCAUCCGGACGGGAUCCACGCCCCCGCGCCUCCGACUAACGCCUUCUCCCAAACCUCCACGCACAACCUCUCCGCGGACGACGGUGCGGGCAUCCUUGGCCUCGUCCCGCACCAGCUGCGCGGGUUCCUCGCGAACUUCAGGAAUAUGGGCAUCACGGGCGAGGCGUUCGACAGGUGUACGGGGUGCAGUGAGAAGAUCCUCACCCAAUUCGCAUCAGACCCAGUUGGUACACUCCUCAACGCGUGCAACGAUACGAAGUACCUGGAGAAAGUCACCGGGCUCGAUAAGCUGUACGAGGAAGGCAAGGCGGCGCUCGAGGCCAUGGAGGCCGAGGCGGUCGAUAUGAGCGACGAGGAUGACUUCUGAGUUUGGCUGACAUUUGGAGUGCUGAGUUCUCAGGCUUGAGAGAGGAAUGCGUCCAGCAGUUGGGAGCACGUCAGUUGGGGAGCACGUCACGAAAUAGUAUACGACAGAAUUGAUAUUUGGAAUCUGUGCUACACUUCAUUUGUAUCGUUACAGUCGUGGAUAUAGGUAUGGUACGUACGUCGAGGCCGUGUAGAGUAGUAUGCAAUAUGUACAGUUUAGUGGUGUAAUGUCGAUGCUAUGCUUUCAAGUUGUCUUGUCCGAGUAGGUAGUGGACGGGAGAAGAAGAGGGUAUGAGAAUGCAGGAUGCGGGUAUGAAAGGAAGAGGGUAUGAUGAACAUGAGAGAAGUUAGUCGACGCGAACAGAAUCGAGCACUACCAGCGGGCCUUCCGAUCCAGCGUCCAGCGCGGCGACGGGCCCUCCAUCAACCCCAACAAGAUCUUCCACGUAUCAUCCGCAUACACCUG
Molecule: messenger RNA, 2519 nt
Organism: Schizophyllum commune H4-8
Lineage: Eukaryota; Fungi; Basidiomycota; Agaricomycetes; Agaricales; Schizophyllaceae
Product: E1-like protein-activating
Exons: 6
Coding region: 30-2054 (674 amino acids)
Biological process (GO): C-terminal protein lipidation; cellular response to nitrogen starvation; autophagosome assembly
Cellular component (GO): phagophore assembly site; cytoplasm
Molecular function (GO): Atg12 activating enzyme activity; Atg8 activating enzyme activity
Source: RefSeq, a predicted model, not a curated record